UAAAGUCAGUCGUCGUAUGAUAGAAUGCAAGAUGAAUCGUUGGAGCGGAAAGGUAGCGAUGGUGACCGGCGCGAGUAGCGGCAUCGGUGCCGCGCUAGCGAAAUCUUUGACAAGUCAAGGAGUAAUAGUGGUCGGCAUGUCGAGAAGAUUGUCAAAGCUUCGGGAAUUAUUUAGCACGGAAAUCGGCAAGAACAAGUUUUACCCGAUCGAAUGCGAUGUCACGAAAGAGGAAGAUAUCCUGAAGGCGUUCAAAUGGGUGGAGAAGGAGCUCGGUGGCGUUGACGUCUUGGUGAACAACGCUGGAAUCAACACGAUGAAACCUAUCAUAGAAUCGAAUAGCGAAGAAUGCCGUAAUCUUAUAGAGACCAACCUGAUAGCUCCGGCAAUUUUUGCACGAGAAGCCAUACUCUCCAUGAAGAAACGUAACGCAGCCGGUCACAUAGUCAACAUUAACAGCAUAGCUGGACAAUUCGCUGAAAGUAUAAGCGUGCCACUCGGCAUGUAUUGCCCAAGUAAAUAUGGCCUCAGAGCUCUGAGUACGGAACUUCGACACGAAAUCACAACAGCCAAAUUGAACAUCAAAGUCACGAACAUCAGUCCUGGUGCUGUAGAUACCAACAUGGUAAGAAAUUUAAUGCCAAAUAUAGACUCCAUGUCUGUCCCAAUGUUGCAAGACAUAGACGUCGCCAACGCAGUCGUUUACACCUUGGGUACACCUGAAGGUGUGGAGGUUUCCGAAAUUACAUUAACGGCAAAGAAGUAAAUAAUAGGCAUCUCGAAAGAACUCACGCGCCAUGCUAAGGAGCCCAAAAGAGAUCGACAUGACUGGCUAGCUAGAAAAACACGAUGUGAUUUAUGGCGAUAGAAAAUAGUUAGGACAGAUACUUGAAGAAAUUUGAAGAAGUA
Messenger RNA from Eufriesea mexicana, 906 nucleotides. Its product is annotated as farnesol dehydrogenase-like. NCBI's taxonomy places the organism in Eukaryota, Metazoa, Arthropoda, Insecta, Hymenoptera, Apidae. The coding region runs from base 17 to 763 and encodes 248 amino acids. The transcript has 6 exons. The record is from RefSeq and is a predicted model, not a curated record.